Aegilops tauschii subsp. strangulata is the source of this 794-nucleotide messenger RNA. RefSeq lists its product as uncharacterized. Lineage: Eukaryota; Viridiplantae; Streptophyta; Magnoliopsida; Poales; Poaceae. The record is from RefSeq and is a predicted model, not a curated record.
GAUUCCUCCCCUCCGCUGUACUAAUACAGGGAAGCUCCCAGUCAGGCUUGCCUUUGGAGCCUUGCCCUUUCCCCUAGACUCCCAGCCCCGGAGGCCUCAACACCUACCAGACUAACACUACCACCAGCUGCAUCCAAGCCUAGCUACCACUCUCCUCCCUCCCCCUCUGUCUCCUGAGGUGCUCAUGGCCUCGAGCUCAAACCCGGUCAGCAUGGACAUGGACCCGCCCGUCCUCUCUAUCGCCGUCGAGCACGGCCCGCCGGAGUCGCGCCUGGUUCAGCUCGGCGUCAGGUCCUGGCCCAAGUGGGGCUGCCCGACGGGGAAGUUUCCGGUGAAGUUCGACGCGAGGCAGACGUGCUAUCUGGUGAAGGGCAAGGUGAGGGCGCACAUCAAGGGGUCGUCCGAGUGCGUGGAGUUCGGCGCCGGCGACCUCGUCGUCUUCCCCAAGGGGCUCAGCUGCACCUGGGACGUCGUCGCCGCCGUCGACAAGUACUACAAGUUCGAUUCGUCUUGACUUUGCCGGGUUCGCGGUGACUAAUUCGCCUCCUGAUUUAGAUUGGUGACUGUGUUAGCCUCAUUCUCUAGCUAAUUUGCUAGACCAUAUCCGUCUCUAUUGGCUUCCUUGUGUGUAGUAGGGAAAAAAUCGGCGUGAGUGAGGUGAGGGGCAUCUAGCCCUCCUGCGUAGUAGGUUCCUAGUUAUUCAGUUGCCUCGCAAAACCGGUCAAUGCAGUGGCCGUUCAAAGUAUUCUUAUUUAUUGCCCUGAGUGCAGUGCAAAUCCGUUUUGAAUGCCUUC